This is a messenger RNA of Daphnia magna, 1842 nucleotides long. RefSeq names its product cytochrome P450 4c3. NCBI's taxonomy places the organism in Eukaryota, Metazoa, Arthropoda, Branchiopoda, Diplostraca, Daphniidae. The record is from RefSeq and is a predicted model, not a curated record. The transcript is spliced from 14 exons. The coding region runs from base 164 to 1726 and encodes 520 amino acids. Gene Ontology annotation, molecular function: oxidoreductase activity, acting on paired donors, with incorporation or reduction of molecular oxygen; monooxygenase activity; heme binding.
GUGCCAUUAGUUGUUUGUUAUUCGCUCAGUUGAGGUGCCAUGUCCUCUGUUCCAGAUGGACAAAACCAUUUGAAUUACUAUUGUCGUUUCGACUUUAAUUUUCUUUGAGUUCUUUACGGUGUCAGAGGAGGCAUCUUCCAAUCCAAAGAUUUUCUGAAUAGGAAUGGUGAUGUUACCAAGGUUAACAACAAUUUCGAUGUUGGCGUAUGGCUUCUGUGCUGCCGUCGGUGCUGUGGGAUUGAUCCUCCUUCUGGCCUUACUAGGAUGGUGGAUUUAUAUUCACAUUUCGCCAUUUCAUGUGACAGUUGGUCGGAUUCCUGGUCCCAGGUUCUACUUGCCUCUUUUGGGCAACAUUUUGGAAGUCGCCGGAGGACUAGAUCAUAUUCUCCGUAUUUUUCAAGAAACGUGGACGAAGAAGUAUGGAGAAAUUUACAGAAUUUUCCUUGGCUCGCAUUGCUAUGUCGCCAUAUCUUCCCCUGAACUGCUAGAGACCAUUUUGAGCAGUCAGAAGGUCAUCGAUAAAGGAGUAUCAUAUGAUAUGUUGCUUCCUUGGUUGGGGGCCGGACUUUUAAUCAGCUCCGGGGAACUGUGGAGAUCCCGGCGCAAACUGUUGACACCAGCAUUUCAUUAUACGAUUUUGAAAAGUUAUUUCGAAGUUUUCAACGAGCAGAGUCGCAUUCUUUCCGGGAUUUUCGAAGGAUUGUGUCGGUCGUUUCCCGGAGGUAAAGGAGAAAUCGACGUCUACCCGUACAUUACAAGAUGUUCUCUGGACAUCAUUUGUGAGGCUUCAAUGGGAACAAGAAUUGAAGCACAGACACAGGAUUCUGAUUAUGUGAGAGCAGUGUACAGGAUUGGGCAACUCAUACUGGAAAAGAUGCUACGGCCGUGGCUGGAACAUCCGUGGGUAUUUUCAAAGUCGGCGUUGGGGAGGGAGCACGAUCAACUGCUAGGGACUCUUCAUGCAUUUACAGACGGUGUGGUCAGGGAAAGACGCAAGGCUUUAUGCGAAGAGGAAAACAACGUGCCGGAAGAAAGGGAGACUGGGUUUAGGAACAAAUUGCCACUUCUCGAUCUGUUGCUUAAAGCUUCGGACGAUGGGAAAGUUCUGUCGGAUCAGGAUAUACGAAAUGAAAUUGAUACCUUCAUGUUUGAGGGGCAUGAUACGACUACAUCGCUGAUGGCCUGGUUUCUGUAUUGCAUGGCAGUCAACCCUAAAUGCCAGGAGCAAGCUUUUGUGGAGUUGGAUAAUGUAUUUGGGAAUUCUGAAAGAGAUUGUACUCAAGACGAUAUUCCUAAUUUGAAGUAUCUUGAAUGCUGCAUCAAGGAAACAUUGAGACUCUAUCCUAGCGUUCCUGCUUUUGAAAGAAAUGUUAUCGAGGAUAUUGAAAUCGGAGGCUUUACCAUUCCUGCCGGAUGCACGUUGGGGUGUUUGACUGUUGCCACACAUCGUAAUCCAAAAGUGUUCCCAGAUCCUUUGGCUUACAAGCCUGAGAGAUUUUUACCGGAUGUGGCAGUCGGGCGACAUCCUUAUGCGUACAUUCCGUUUAGUGCUGGACCUCGCAAUUGCAUUGGACAACGGUUCGCAAUGUUGGAAGGGAAAGUUGUGCUAUCAACUCUACUUCGCCGUUUCAAAUUUGAAGUGUGCACAGCAAAGCCACCAAUUCCUUCGACUCAACUCAUUUUCAAGUCCUUGAAUGGCAUUAAUUUGGUGGUAUCUCUUCGUUGAAAACAUUCAGCUAAAAGAUCGGUGCUCCAAUUAGUGGUACACUCUGGAAAGGUUUCUAGUUUCGAAUUUAAGAUUUGCCUUUUUCAUUAAUACAUCACAGCACGUUCGUGAGGUUA